UAAUCACUGGAGACACCACGUUUGGUGUUCUGAGCAGUGGUUAAAUUUUAAAGAUAAUCGCCGUUUAAGCAGAGUUUUCUAUUCCUUUUUCUUUCCUUUUUUAAAGGAACUCAUUGUUAAAGCGAGAGACACCCACUCGGGAGGGCCCCUCAGACCCCCGAGGAGCUUCUGCAUAAGCGGCGCCAGCUUCGGAGACCGGGACGUCCCCGCCCAGUGGCUCCGGGGGUUCCGGCGACUCAGGAGCUGGUGGCUUCCAAGAAGGGCGAGCGCUUUGGGCCCGGGGCGCUGCGUGUGGAGGACGGGAGCAGGGAAUCAUGGAAGCUGAAAAAGACAACAAAAACCAAAUUCCUAAAGAGUAUUUUCUGGAUGAAGAAUAUAUGAAAAAUGGACAAAAUGAGGGAUUAAUUGAUGAAAUUACAAAGGAAAAUAUUCAGCUAAAGGAGGAGAUCCAAAAGCUUGAAGCUGAGUUACAGGAGGCCACCAGAAGCUUCCAGAUUAAAGAGCAUAUUCCUAAAACAAAGAUGAAAUUCACAUCAGCACAGACUCCGGAGAAUGACAGCCAGUUUUUAAAAACCUCCUGUUCAUUCAAAGUGAGCUCCAAAGUUCCUUAUGAGCUACAAAAAGGACAAGCACUGAUCACCUUUGAAAAAGAAGAAGUUGCCCAAAAUGUCAUAAGAAUGAGGAAGCAUCGUGUGUGGCUAGAGGAUGUAAAGGUGGAGGUUAUGGCCAAACCAGUUCCAUUAAAUUUAGGAGUCAGAUGCCAGGUUCAUGUAGAAGUGUCUAAAGUGAAGAUCAAUGUUACUGAAAUUCCUGAUGAAUUACCUGAAGAGCAGAUGAGAGACAAGCUAGAACUGAGCUUUUGCAAGUCCCGAAACGGAGGCGGAGAGGUGGAAUGCGUGGACUAUGCUAAGCAGUCUCGAAGCGCCGUCGUCACAUUUGUGGAAUUUGGAGUUGCUGACAGGAUUUUGAAAAUGAAAGAAUAUCCUUUUUAUAUAAAUCAAAGAUGCCAUAAAGUUACUGUUUCUCCAUACAUGGAAACACACUUGAAAAAAUUUCAGGUAUUUUCAGGAACAUCUAAGAGGACAGUGCUUCUGACUGGAAUAGAAGACCUUCAGAUGGAUGAAGAAGUUGUGGAGGAUUUAGUUAGCAUUCACUUUCAACGGGAGAAGAACGGAGGCGGAGAAGUAGAUGUGGUCAAGUGUUCUCUGGGUCAGCCUCACAUAGUGUAUUUUGAAGAAUAGGCUGAUGGAAUCAUAUGAAAAUCAUAGCUUCUGAGCUCAAA
Messenger RNA from Cynocephalus volans (Philippine flying lemur), 1282 nucleotides. It is a transcript of the gene NMI, whose product is annotated as N-myc and STAT interactor. The record is from RefSeq and is a predicted model, not a curated record. NCBI's taxonomy places the organism in Eukaryota, Metazoa, Chordata, Mammalia, Dermoptera, Cynocephalidae. Gene Ontology annotation, cellular component: cytoplasm. Bases 315 to 1241 code for a protein of 308 amino acids. The transcript is spliced from 8 exons.